UUCAUUAUUCAACCGCAAGUGACAAGAAAUUGACAUACGAAUUUGCUUUUCAAUACUCUUCUGCUUACAAUUUAUAACGCUGUGACUACUUUUAUUGUGUCCUUUCUUAUUAUAUUUCUUACUUAUUUUAUUUUCUAUUAUUAAAAUAAAUUUUUACCUGUGUUGAAUUAUUGAACUUUUAUUCAACAUUGCAAGAUUAAUUUGCAUUUAUUUCAACAAACUUUUUGUUAUAUAAUGAGCAAAGGAUUGUUACAAGUUACUGAAUUAAUAAUAUUGAAUCUUAUUAUUAUUAUUAUUAUUUAAUCAAGGAUUUUUUACUCUUCAUCUUUUCAUAACAAUGGUUCAGUUAAAACGCAAGAUUCUAUCACGAGGAGGUUUGUUGAAUCAACUAAAAAAUGUGAGAUUCAGUUCUUCUUUAAAAGUUCAAGAUCAAGAACGUAUCCAGCCAGAGCCAGAAAAUUCUUUUAAGUAUGCAGAUUUAUCGGUUAGAUUGGCCCCUCCGCAUUUACUUCAACCCAAGCCUGAUGUCAGGGAUCUUGUGUUUGGUAAACAUUUCACUGAUCACAUGUUUAAAGUUUUCUAUCAUGAAGAUUUAGGAGGAUGGCAAUUGCCAGAAAUUACUCCUUUGGAGAGUCUUGUUCUCCAUCCUGCUACAAAAGCUCUUCAUUAUGCCGUUCAAGUAUUCGAAGGCAUGAAAGCCUACCGUGGUAAGGAUGGAAAAAUUCGGUUGUUCCGUCCUGAAUUAAAUAUGGAAAGGUUGAACCGAUCAUCCCAUAGGUUGGGUCUACCAAUGUUUAAUGGAACAGAAUUCAUUAAAUGUUUGAGGAGGCUAGUUGGUAUAGAUCAAGAGUGGGUACCACAUUGUGAAACUGCCAGUCUCUACAUAAGACCUACAAUCAUCGGUGUAGAUCCUACAUUAGGAGUUGCAUCAUCCCAAUCAGCACUCUUCUACACGAUCCUGUGUCCGGUUGGAUCCUACUUCCACAAUGCAUCUACGCAAGAGGGUAUAUCGUUGCUAGCAGAUCCGAAUUAUACCAGAGCAUGGCCUGGAGGUUGCGGAGAUCGUAAAGUUGGUAGUAAUUAUGGGCCAACGAUUCACGUUCAAGAAAAGGCUUCAGAAAAAGGUCUUCAACAAGUUCUAUGGCUAUACGGUCAAGAUAUGCAAGUUACAGAAGCUGGUACCAUGAAUAUCUUUAUGGUUAUCAUGAAUGAAGAUGGAGAAAAAGAAUUAAUUACUCCACCGUUAAAUGGACUCAUUCUUCCUGGAAUUACUAGAAUGUCAAUUCUAGAACUCGCUCGGGAGUGGAACCAGUUCAAAGUAACUGAAAGAAUCAUCACUAUGGAAGAAGUGUGUCGUUUAAUAUCAGAAAAGAGGUUGCUGGAAAUGUUUGGAGCUGGAACAGCAUGUGUAAUUGGUCCUAUCUCACAUAUCGACUUCAUGGAUCGACCUCUUCAUAUACCAACGUUGGAACAAUCAAAUCCAAUAUAUGAAACGCUUUUAAAAACUUUUAUGGAUAUCCAAUAUGGAUACAUACCUAAUCAUCCUUGGGCGUUGGAGAUCGAUUAACAUUGGAAAGAGUCGCUGUCAACAUUUAGAUAAUAUUGUUUUUUUAUUAAGUUGUUGAUCCGGCAUAUUCUGGAUUAGCCAUAUAUUUAUGAAUUUAGCAUAAGUAAAAUGAAGAUGUAUAGAUAUAUAUUUUCACCGUUAUUUGUUACUAUUGUUUUUGUUAUUGUUAUUUUUUUAAGUGAAGAGAAUGAUGAGUUUUACAAGUAGAAAAAAUUGUAAAUAUUAUUGAUUAUAAUAGAUGAUAUACUUAAUCAAAAUUGUAAAUAAGGCUACUUAUCGUUUAACAAAAUGUUUAUACAUUUUCUUAAAUUUUACAAAUAUUUGUUGUUGUCAUUCUCUAUUUUUUUGCAUUGAACUUGACUGAAUAUUUCCAAAUACUCAAGUUUUUACUAUUACCUCUGAAUUUUUUUUUUUUA
This is a messenger RNA of Chelonus insularis, 1983 nucleotides long. RefSeq names its product Branched chain amino acid transaminase (gene Bcat). Gene Ontology annotation, biological process: L-leucine biosynthetic process; L-valine biosynthetic process. Gene Ontology annotation, cellular component: mitochondrion. The record is from RefSeq and is a predicted model, not a curated record. Gene Ontology annotation, molecular function: branched-chain-amino-acid:2-oxoglutarate transaminase activity. NCBI's taxonomy places the organism in Eukaryota, Metazoa, Arthropoda, Insecta, Hymenoptera, Braconidae. The transcript is spliced from 7 exons. Bases 338 to 1567 code for a protein of 409 amino acids.